UGGCUGUUUGGAGCGAAGAAGAAACGGAUUUGGCCACUCUGCUGACACACCAACCAAGCAAGCAGACACACUCACCCCAAGUGCGCAGCCACAGACACACAGACACACACACACACUCUCUCUCUCUCUCGCUCGCCUUCACCACCUCCAUUCAUUUACCCAAGACACAGCAGCUAGACACACGCACACACACACACACACACACACGCUUACACCACCAUGAGCGAAAGCAAGAGGGGGGAGCCACGCGACGACGCACCAAGCCCACCACUCCAAGUCUCCAGUCGCGAGGAAGAGAUCCUGCAAGAGCCGUACAACUACAUUACCCAAAUCCCAGGCAAGGAUAUCCGCAGCCAGCUCAUCCAAGCCUUCAACCUCUGGCUCAAGGUUCCAGAUGACAAGCUUUCCAAGAUCAAAUCAGUCACCAAGAUCCUCCACAACGCAUCCCUCCUGAUUGACGAUAUUGAGGACAACAGCAAGUUGCGCCGUGGCAUUCCUGUCGCACACAGCGUGUAUGGGGUCGCGCAAACCAUCAACUGCGCCAACUACAUGUAUUUCAAAGCAAUGGCAGAGAUUGCGGCGCUGGGACACCCUGAUGCAGCGCAGGUGUUCACAGAUCAGCUGUUGGAGCUGCACCGUGGCCAGGGCAUGGACAUCUACUGGCGCGACGCAUUUGUGUGUCCGACCGAGGACGAGUAUCGAACCAUGGUCCUCAGAAAGACGGGCGGGCUGUUCCAGCUUGCCGUGCAAAUCAUGCAGCUCUUCAGCGAUGACUCACGAGAUUACACCCCGCUUUUGAAUGCGUUUGGGCUGUAUUUCCAAAUCCGAGACGACUAUGCAAACUUGCAGUCAAAGGAGUACGAAGACAACAAGAGCUUCUGUGAGGACAUUACAGAGGGCAAGUUCAGCUUCCCCAUCAUCCACAGCAUCCGAGCCACACCGCACGACCGGCAGCUGCUGAACAUUCUGAAGCAGCGCACAACAGACGUGGAUCUCAAGCGCCACUGCCUCGACUGCAUGAAGCGAACGGGCUCCUUCGACUACACGAUGAAAGAGCUGAACCGCCUGGAAGUGCAAGCACGCGAUCUCAUCGCAAAACUCGGCGGCAACCCAAUCCUGUCUGCCAUUAUGGACAAGUUGACAAAGCUCCACCAUCCCGCCGAGGAUGCGUCGGCAGAAGCAACACCGGCCCCUUCCACGUCGUAAACACUCGCACAUCGGCUAGCUUGGAUGCGUAUAUUGUGCGUUGGUGUUUGUUGUCGGUUUUGUUUCAUGUCUUGUCUCACUUCACAAAAAUGUCUACUAUGGAUUGGAGCGCUGGCAAAGAGGUGCGACUCGCAUAACAGAGGCAAGGGAUACAGUGCACCAGGCAGAACACGAUGUUAACAGGCUGCUGUCCACGCAAUAAACGAACAACACGUGCA
Messenger RNA from Salpingoeca rosetta, 1424 nucleotides. RefSeq names its product quemao protein. The record is from RefSeq and is a predicted model, not a curated record. NCBI's taxonomy places the organism in Eukaryota, Choanoflagellata, Craspedida, Salpingoecidae. Gene Ontology annotation, molecular function: prenyltransferase activity. The transcript is spliced from 12 exons. Gene Ontology annotation, biological process: isoprenoid biosynthetic process. Bases 220 to 1206 code for a protein of 328 amino acids.